AUGGACCGUUUUACCCAAAUUCCCGUUCAUCAUGGCGAGAACGGCGCCCAACGCGCUAUAUUCCAUGAUGUGGAGACUCAUCGCCUUCCGAAUGAGCUCGUCGCCGUGUCUUGGGCCUUGUUGUUGAGUUCGUGCGCCGGAGAGCAAUCUCAAUCUCCCGUUUUUCUCCUGAAUGGGGAUCCGAUCAAGGUGGAUAUAGCUACUCGCACAAUCAAGCUGGUAAACUUAGAAAGUCCGCUGGACUCUGCUUCAUCUCCUGCUAUAAAUUAUUACUCCAAUUUCUCCACCGCUGUGGUCAUUGAAUGUGAAGAUUCAACCCUCCAAGACCGCUCUUUCAGCACUCACAAAGAUUUCUCGACUUUUUCUUCUUCACCUUCAUCAACAUCUUCACUUUCACUAUCCCCUUCUUCUUCAGCUUCAGCUUCGGAUUCGAACUCCGCUUCAGUUUCCCCUCUUUUAAGCUCUACCACUACUCCCACAGCCACUCUGUCUUGGACUCUGAACCGCAAAUCUCAGAUGAGCGUGCUGCAUUCUACUGCAGGCAUGGAUGCAACCACCUUGCAUCAACUCGGCAGCCAGCUGAAGCAGAUCGUGCAUGAGCAAGUCAUUCAGUCUGACAAGCAGAUAGAAUUAUCCACCCCGGAAUUUCCUGCAUUGUCAAUUUUAAACCCUUCCCCAGAGCUGUUAUCAGGCCCACAGCUUCUCCACGAGCUUGCCUUGAGCGGUUCUAAUGACUCCAACAAUGCCAUCGAGUUUCUGGCCGCGGAUGGAGGCAUUCGCAGUCUUUCUUAUAAUUCGUUAGACCAACUAUCCUCCAAACUAGCAACGGAAAUUAUUCAUGCUUCGGCUGCACGAAUGAGCGAUGGGCGGAAACUGGUCGUCCCCGUUCUCCUACCACAAUCCCUCGAACUGUACAUCGCCUGGCUGGGAAUCCUCAAAGCUGGCGGAGCAUUCUGUCCCCUGAACACCGACGCUCCGCCUGACAGGAUAGAAUUUAUCUUGCAGGACGUUGCUGCAUCCGUGGUGGUUACGCAGAGUAGCUUGGUGGCUCGGGUUCCAAAAGACGAACGCCUGGCAGUGAUCAAGGUGGAGGAGAUUGUAAACUCAACGGACAAUCUGGAGAUUUCCCGACCAAUGGCACAGGCCUCACCUUCUGCUACCGAUCUGGCCUACGUGAUGUACACAUCUGGAUCAACCGGUCGCCCGAAAGGCGUGGGCAUUUCCCAUUUGGCUGCUACCCAAUCUUUGCUCGCGCAUAAUGACUUGAUACCCCAUUUUAAUCGCUUCCUUCAAUUUGCGUCGCCUACUUUCGAUGUUUCCGUUUUCGAGGUCUUCUUCCCUUUCUUUCGCGGGGCUACGUUGAUCGGCUCCGACAGGGAGCAAAUGCUGCUUGAUAUUUCUCACGUCAUGACUGAAAUGAGGGUCGAUGCGGCGGAGUUAACUCCCACGGUAGCCGGGGAGUUGCUGCGCACGCGAGCAGCGGCGCCUUGUUUGAAAGUGCUCCUGACGAUUGGCGAAAUGCUCACGAAGCAUGUCGUGGAAGAGUUUGGCCAGUCUGAGAAUUCAGAGGGCAUUCUCCAUGGUAUGUAUGGCCCGACCGAGGCUGCAAUUCAUUGUACCGCAGCCACGAAUUUCCAAGCCGACUCUGCGGUCAAUUUGAUCGGGAAACCGUUCAGCACCGUGUCCGCGUUCAUCAUGUCAUUGGAGUCGGAGGACAAAUCCCAGACGAAUGCUGAGCUUCGGCCUCUUCCAAUUGGCCAGAUUGGCGAGCUUGUGGUGGGCGGUUCUCAACUAGCAGAUGGAUAUAUCAAUCGUCCGGAGGAAAAUGCCAAAGCGUUCAUUGAAAGCCCGGUCUACGGCCGACUCUACCGCACGGGUGACAAAGGGCGCAUGUCAUCAACGGGUGAGAUUGAGUGCUUUGGACGAAUCUCUAGUGGCCAAGUCAAGCUUCGAGGCCAGAGGAUUGAGCUCGGAGAGAUUGAAAAUGUCAUUUGCAAAACCUCGAAUGUGCGAGCCGCCGUUGCUAUUGUUAGUGGUGGUAGCCUGGCAGCAUUUGUCCUGGCGAAUGACCAGGGCACCACGGACCGUGAGCUGCGAGAUACCUGCCGUCAAUGGUUGCCCCGGUUCAUGGUACCCGGCGAGUUCAUUUUGAUCUACCAAUUCCCUCAAUUGCCAUCGGGAAAGAUUGACCGAAAGGGACUUGAGGCUGAUUUCGUGCGUCGCCGCAAUGCUGCCCAAUCUGUCGACCAACUUACUUUCCGCGAUGAGGUUGAGGAGACGAUCGCAUCUUGUGUGUUCGACGUGCUCGGAAAGAACGUACCAAUCAAUGAUUCUUUGGUCUCUGCUGGUCUUGAUUCGCUCGCUGCUAUCCGGCUCGCUUCUCACCUACUGGAUAUAGGGAUGCGUUUGGACGUUGCGCGCUUGCUGGAGGCGGACAGUGUGGAUGGGAUCUGGCACCUUGCAAAAGCACAAGCUACAAGUGAAUCGACAGAAGACACACAAACAGCCAUUGACCGAAUCCGCCAACUUGUUAGAGAUGCCGGUGCAGCAAGGAUAGAGGCGCUCGGACUGAGUGCACAGACUGCUGAGAUCGAGCCAUGUAGCCAUAUCCAGCAGGCGAUGAUACUGGAAACCGCGCGAGACACCAAGGCUUACUCCAAUUGGAUUGAAUUGCAGUUUGAGCCCACGGUCACCUCCGAUAGCGUGCAUGCUGCUUUCGCCUCGCUUUUCGAGCAGAAUGCGCUGUUGCGUUCUGGGUUUGUCGAAAUCGGCCUCAAGGAGAAUUCUUAUGCUCGCUUUACCUGGAAUACUCACGGUGACCAAAUAAUACACAAGUGUGACGCCUUCGACUAUGAAAUCUGUUUGAUCUCAGAGAAUGACCUCCUACAUCCUCUGCGCCUUCAAUUGAAGGACUCAAGUGAUGGCGUGCGGGUGCUAGUGCAUAUCCACCAUGCACUGUACGAUGGCUGGUCUUGGCAAUUGAUACUGAGAGAUCUCCAACACAUCUUGAGUGGCGAGGAGCUUCUUCCCCCAAAGCCAACAUACAGCAUCAUCACUGAUUUCUUUAUCGAGUACAAACUCAGCGAAUCUGCCAAUGACUCUUCAAACUUCUGGCGUGACCAGCUUCAAGGCUCUCCUUCUCUCGCCUUCCCCAACUUCCAUAGUGUGAUAAAUGUGUCGCCGAAGACACAGGAAGCCAGCCGAGUGCUGGAUAUUUCCGUUUCAAAUCUCAACGAGGUGUCCCAUAGUCUGCAGGUCAGCCGACAGACGAUAUUCCAAGCUGCUUACUGUUACAUGCUCUCAACCUAUCUCGGCUCAAAAGAUGUGACGUUCGGAACCGUCUUCUCAGGCCGCACUCUACCAGUGAAGGGAAUCGAAACCGUCCUCGGGCCCUGUAUCCGAACACUCCCCACGCGCAUGGAUCUAGACAAGAUGCAAAACGUCACAGAUCUCAUGCUGGCAAUCCAGAACAUGAACCGCAAAUCCCUUGAACACGGGAGCCUCCCGCUACAAGAUAUCAAGAAGGCUUCGGGUAUCGACCCGCAACGAUCUCUCUUCGACACUGCCCUCGUGUGGCAGGAAAGUAUCUGGUCCGAGGACCAGAGUGCACUUUUCCACGAAAUUGGCAAUGGCGAAUUCCUGGAAUUUGCAUUCUUAUUGGACCUCGAGCCGAAAGAAGAUAAAAUUCACGCGAAGAUGUCCUUCCAGCAGUCUUUAUUGCCACAUGAGCAGGCGCAGAUCCUCCUCGAACAGAUUGACGUCGUGGCUUCUAUUCUCAUUGAGAAUCCAGCGCUGCCAAUUGAAGACGUUGCCUCCCAUCUUCCUUCGUCAAUAUUAUCUAUCUCGAACGCGGAACCCGAGACUGAGGCUGAGGUUGAUAUUCCAAGCCUGGUAUCUGAAAUCGAGAGAAUAGCAUCUACAGAUCCGUAUCGAAAAGCAGUGGAGGUUCUCUUGAAAGGCUCUUCUGAUUCUGAGUCCAUGAUCAUCGAGAGCAUUUCCUACGCUCAAUUACACUCUCGAUCGAAUCGUCUCGCGAAUUACCUGACCCAGGCUGGCCUGCAGAAGGGCGAUCUGACGGCACUCGUCCUUGAAAAGUCUAUCGAUAUCCUGAUUUCUGUCCUUGCCCUCGCUAAGAUUGGAGCUGGUCUUCUAUCUUUGGCUCAUGAUACCGAUGCUACGCCCCAACUCACUAAUUCCAUUCUCGCCACUGCGAAACCGCGAUUCUGUCUUGUUAAUCAAUCCGUGAUUGAUUUGACAUUGCCAGCAUCGACCUCGCAAGUUCUUAUCCCAGAUUCUUCGAACGACUUUGAUGACUGCCUCGCCUUUUCCACGAACCAUGACGGAUUUCAUAUUAUUUGUGCCGAGAAUCCGAAUCCGAGUCACUCAACCUCAUCUCCAACGAAUAACGACCUGAUGAACACGGACUUCAAUAUUUUUUCCUUUUCCUCUUAUAAUCUUCAAAGCCACAUCAAGGCCCUUGCGGAUUCUUAUCCUGCUGUUUCAAGCGGAUCGAAGUUAUUGCAUACGUCUCCUCUUGCAUCUGCUACCUUUUUUGUCGAUUUACUUUUCGCAUGGCACUCUGGAAUCACCUUUUGUUCAGCUUCAGCAUUAGACGCGCGGAACACGGGGACUUUGCCGCAUAUUAUCAACGCGAUGAACAUAACGCAUUUGCAUUCUACUCCUUCAUUAUUGUCGGGUAUGGGUCCGGGCCAGGUUCCCAAACUCGAAUGUAUUAUGGCUUCUGGGGAGCCUGUGCGGGCGAAGGUGCAUUUAGACUGGGCUGGGAUUGGUGUUUUUUCAGGUUACAGAUCUCAAGGGAUUUUGGGGAUCGGGACUAUUUGCAAUCUUGAUGUCGCGGUCUCUCCGAAUAAUAUCGGUUUACCUCUGAGGAAUAUGUCCGCGAUGGUGAUCGCGGAUAAGGCGACAGGGACAGGGACAGCGACAGCGGCGCUUAAUCUACUCCCUCGUGGUGCGCUUGGUGAGCUGUGCUUUGGUGGGAGCCAAAUUGGCCGGUUCCUUCACGCGGAUGGUCGUGGUGAAGAGAAAUUCAUCGACCACCCCCAGUUUGGUCGACUUUAUCGGACUGGUGAUCGCGGUAGGAUAGUUUCAGAUGGCACCAUAUCUUUGGUUUCCGGUCUCAAAGUAUCGAGACAAGAUAUUGAUGUCGACGAGAUUGAGCGUGCUUUGCUUUCUUCCGGCAUGGUUGAAGAUUCUGUUAGUAUUGCACUGGAAAAUCCCAUCACUAACCAACAGCAAUUGGCAACUGUCUGGACUCCGACAGAAAAGGCUCGAAAAUCAACAGACUCCGAAACUCUAGAAGACAUCGCCAAAUACCUUCUCACUGAACUCACAACAAAAAUUCCAUCGUCAACAAUCCCAUCUUUGCUUGUUCCUAUUCGUGCGAUCUUCAUGACAAAGUCUCACACAGUAGACUAUGCAAGGAUACGUCAAGAAGUUGAGCAGAUGGAUCCACGGAGACUUGCACUAUUCUCUCUCCAACUCGAUGUGGAAAAUUCCGAUGCUCCUCUGAGCGAAAUUGAGCAGAUCAUUGCUGGUACGCUAUCUACGGUGACUGGAGUGGAUUUAAAAAACAUUGGCAGAUACAGUUCAUUCUAUAAGCUCGGACUGGAUUCGCUUUCUGCAAUCUCCUUCUCGCGAAAACUACAGGAAUCUGGCCUCGAAAGACUUCCUGUAUCGACAAUUCUUCAACGCAGCUCCGUUGCUCAACUCGCAAGUGUUGCAAGUAUCUUGACGAAUGGACAUGUGACCCCGCCAAUCCCAACCGAGGAUAAGCCCGAAUCGGUUUUCGAUGAAAAUUUCCUUCGCGAAGUCAGUGAUGAACUUAGCGGCGAAGAUGUAUCUGUCAAAAGUGUCUAUCCUUGCACGCCUCUGCAGGAAGCAAUGCUAGCAGCCAAAUCUGGCGAUGACUCGGCUUAUUUCAAUCACCUACUCCUGCGCGUGAACACGGAUAUUGAAGACUUGAAGUCUGCAUGGAAUCAUAUGUUGCAAAGGCACGAUAUUCUCCGAACUUGCUUCAGACCAACGAACGAUAAGCGUUUCGCGUAUGCGCAGAUAGUGCUGGAGAAUGCGUGUUUACCAUGGUUCUAUUUACAAGUAUCCACGCAGGGACUCGAUCAUGAUGUCGAAAGGAGAAAGUCCGAAUUCGAAAGUCGCUCUCCAGUCAAAGACAUACUUCCGUAUUCGCUGACUAUAUACGCGAAUCCUGCCGACAACACCGCGCACCUGUUGCUGUCUAUUCACCAUGCGCUUUAUGAUGGAGAAGGAAUCGCACAACUUCUCCACGAGCUUCAGGCUUCGCUCGCUGGUGAAAAAUUGCCAGAAACUACAUCAUUCUACAAGUUCAUUGACUACAUGCUCUCGACAAACACAGCCACUGAAGUAUCGGAUCAGUACUGGGAUCGAUAUCUAUCUGGCAUUUCACCGAGCCUUCUAUCAGCCCCGGCCAAAGAAAGGACGUCCGACCAGUUGGCUUCUCGGCAGGUCCAGGUAGCCCUGAAUGGCUCCUUUACCUCAUUCAAAGACCAGUGCAAGGGUCUUUCCGUGACGCCAUUGAAUGUUUUCCACGCUGCCUGGGCUAGACUCCUAUCCUUCUACGCCGGCUCAUCGGAUAUCUGUUUCGGCAACCGACAUCCUCCCCACCAAUUGACUCCCCUGCGCCACAUUCAGAAGCGGACUCUGCCUCUGCACGGGGGCUCGAUGCUCUUCGAUACAUUGGUCAUUCUCCAGACUAGGGGUACCGAGCUUGAUCGGCGAUAUUGGGAACUCCUUUCCGAUGAGGGCAAUAUGGGAUUCCCUUUGAUCUGUGAGGUAAUUCCCGAUGAGACGCGCGAUACGAUUCAGAUUUCCCUCCAUUAUCAGCAGGCUUAUCUGGAAAAUGAUAUCGUGGAGAGACUUGCGCGGGACUUUGUGGCUUUGGUCGAGAAUACAACUCAGUAUCCUUCUUCGCAGGCUUCGGAUAAGAGAGCUAUCGGGGAAAAUGUGCCGAAAGUAUUUGAGAAGAUAGUCAAGUCUAACACUUCUCAGACUAUGUCCGCUGCUCGACCAAAGACUUCUCGGCCUUGGUCUGUUCAGGAGGAGGCACUCAGGGAAAUUCUUUGUCAAUAUUCGGGAGUCGAGCCGAGCGGCGUGUUUUUGCAUACGACGAUCUUUCAGCUUGGGCUUGAUAGUAUCAAUGCUGUGCAGAUCUCGGGAAAGUACCAUAAGAUGGGAUACAAGAUAUCCGCAGGUGAUAUUCUUGAGGCUGCUUCUAUUGAGAAUAUUGCGUCUCUUCUCGAUAAUAGUGUAAAGGACAACUUGAAGGAAGAAGAAGAGUCAUUUGACUUUGCGACUUUCGAAAGCAAGCAUCUCCGCGCCGUCUGCGAACAACAUCAAAUUCCGUCGCAAAACGUGCAUUCCCUGCGACCAUGUACACCCGUUCAAAAUGGAAUGCUUGCAAGCUUUACCCAUUCCAGUGGCAGUAUGUACUUCAACACAAUGGCUUUGAAGUCCCCGGUGACUCUAGAUCGAGUCCUACUCAAACAGGCAUGGUCAGCUGUGAUGUCUCAGCACGAGAUGCUUCGAACUGGGUUCGCUCAAGUACAUGACCAGCAGUACCCAUUUGCUAUGAUCACCUAUGAGCCAGGAGUUGAGAUCCCGUGGUAUGAAAUAUCCCCAGGCACAGACACAGGCACCAAGGAGACAGAGACAUCCGACUCUCAAGGAAAGCGGGUUCUUGAAAACCUCCAUCAACCCACUUGGGCUGUGUCAGUUGAGUCAAGCGAAACCAUCACGACAGUUCACUUCUCGGCCCUCCAUGCAAUCUACGACGCCCAAUCAUUGACAUCGAUAUUCGCCGAUGUCAUGGAAUCCUACGAAGGCAAGCUUCUUUCGCGCCGUCCCUCAAUCACUGCAACCCUUGGACCCAUUCUUCUCGAAAGCCACACGCAGAAUACCGAACAAUCGCGUGAAUUCUGGACAAGCAUCGCACCCGAAGCCCAUUCCACCAAAAUCCCUGAUUUGAACCCGAUCCGAAUCGAAAAGAAGGACUCGAAGUUACUCGAAAGGUCUAUUUGCUGCUCAGUUGCGCUGAAGGAGCUGGAAAGUUCCUGCCGAGAUAUGGGCGUGACUCUACAAGCUGCUGGACAGGUCGCAUGGGCAAAGUUGCUUUCCGCUUACACUGGAGAGAAAAUGUGA
This is a messenger RNA of Penicillium manginii, 8193 nucleotides long. RefSeq lists its product as uncharacterized. The transcript has 6 exons. Bases 1 to 8193 code for a protein of 2730 amino acids. The record is from RefSeq and is a predicted model, not a curated record. Gene Ontology annotation, cellular component: cytoplasm. Gene Ontology annotation, molecular function: phosphopantetheine binding; catalytic activity. Lineage: Eukaryota; Fungi; Ascomycota; Eurotiomycetes; Eurotiales; Aspergillaceae. Gene Ontology annotation, biological process: secondary metabolite biosynthetic process; amino acid activation for nonribosomal peptide biosynthetic process.